AUGGACGGCAGAGCCCCUUCGGCGCCUGAGCUGCCCGAACGGCUGGCGACGCCGGCGGCCGAGGAGAAGCACCUGCUGAGCAGCUUGGCCGCGGCACACACCUUGGCCAGAGUCCUGCGGCCCUGCUACGGCCCCCAGGGGCGGCAGCUCCUGGUCACCGCCAAAGGAGAAACCGUGGUCACGGGGUACGCCACGGACAUCCUCCGGGCGCUGGAGCUGGAGCACCCCGCCGCCCGGCUGCUGCGGUUGGCGGCGCAGAGCCAGGCGGAGCAGAGCGGCGACGGCGCGGCCUUCGUGGUGCCCCUGCCCCAGGCCCUGCUGGCGCAGGCCGAGCGCCGGCGGCGGGCCGGCCUGCCGCGCGCCCAGCUCCGGGAGGCCUAGGCCGCGGCGGCCGCCGAGACGCUGGCCCUGCUGCCGUCCCUGGCCAUCCGGGCGCUGGGGCCUCUGGAGGACCCGUUCGGGGCCCUGCACUCGGUGACCAACACGCACAGGCUGUGGCAGACGGACUGCUUGACCGAGGUGGUGGCGCAUGCGUGCUGGGUCCCCCGGGAGCCGGACGGCGGCUUCCGGCCGGAGCGCGUGCGCGUGUGCGCGCUGCCCGGGGCGCGGCCGGAGGACUCGUGCCUGCCCCGCGGCCUGGCCCUGUCCGGCAAGCCCUGCGGCCAGGUGGCCACGGUGCUGAGCGGCGCCAGCGGGGCUCUGACGGCCUGCGCCUUCGGGCCCGCCAGCGCCAGUGCCCCGGCCACGCGUCUCUCCCGUCCUGAUGACCUGACCGAGUUCAGGAAGGGCAGCGAGAGGCUAAUAGAAAAGCAGGUGGCCCAGCUGGCAGCCGCGUCUAUUAACGUGGUGGUGGUUUGGGGGCAAAUUGACGAGGAGACCCUAACGCAUACUGACAGGUGCGGCCUCAUGGUGAUUCAGGUGAAGUCCCGGCGGGAGAUGGUGCACCUGAGCGAGGUGUCUGGCGCACCUCUGAUGCCUUAUCUGCUUCCUCCGCUGGAGCCAGGGAAGUGUCAGAGGGUGUACGGGCAGGAGCUGGGAGAAGGUUUGGCUGUGGUAUUUGAGUGAGAAACUCCAGGCACCCCUGCCCUCACCUUGGUGCUCAGGGAGGCCACCGCUGAGGGGCUACGGGGUGCAGAGUAGGCUGCCUACCAUGGCAUUGAUGCCUAUUUCCGGUUAUGCCAGGAUCCCAGACUGCUUCCAGGAGCUGGGGCCACGGAGAUGGCUCUGGCGAAAAUGCUCUCAGGGAAAGGAACCAAACUGGAAGGGCCCAGUGGUUCCACCUUCCUGGCAUUUGCCCAGGCCCUGCAGUCUCUUCCUGAAACCCUGGCAGAGAAGGCAGGCUUAGCCGUCUCAGACGUGAUGGCAGAAAUGAACGGAGCUCACCAGGCUGGGAAUUUCCUGAUAGCAUUGGAGGUUGAAGGGAUAAUAAAUGCGGCCCAGGAAGAGGUGUGGGACACCCUAAUAGCCAAAGCCCAAGGACUUCGAGCCGUGGCUGACGUGGUACUACAGCUCCUGACUGUCGAUGACAUUGUAGUAGCCAAGAAAAGUCCCACACCUCACCAGGACCUGAAACCUGAACCUAAGAAGGCAAAGGAUCGACCAUCCCCCGUGAAAAAAAGGAGUCCUUGGAACAAAUAA
Balaenoptera ricei (Rice's whale) is the source of this 1638-nucleotide messenger RNA. It is a transcript of the gene CCT8L2, whose product is annotated as chaperonin containing TCP1 subunit 8 like 2. Gene Ontology annotation, molecular function: ATP-dependent protein folding chaperone; ATP binding. The record is from RefSeq and is a predicted model, not a curated record. Gene Ontology annotation, biological process: protein folding. Gene Ontology annotation, cellular component: chaperonin-containing T-complex. Lineage: Eukaryota; Metazoa; Chordata; Mammalia; Artiodactyla; Balaenopteridae.